Messenger RNA from Candoia aspera, 941 nucleotides. RefSeq names its product C-signal-like. The record is from RefSeq and is a predicted model, not a curated record. The transcript is spliced from 6 exons. Lineage: Eukaryota; Metazoa; Chordata; Lepidosauria; Squamata; Candoiidae. Gene Ontology annotation, molecular function: oxidoreductase activity. Gene Ontology annotation, cellular component: cytoplasm. The coding region runs from base 52 to 858 and encodes 268 amino acids.
UGAAGCAAACCGUCAAGCAGGCUGGAAGCAGAAUCUGCAGCUCCCCCCAAAAUGGCAAAGGCAACCGACUUCUCCGUUUUCAGCGUUCUGGUGACGGGAUCCAAUCGGGGGAUUGGCCUCGGUCUGGUGAAGAGGUUUCUAGAGCUGCCCUCUCCACCCAAAUGGGUCUUUGCUACCACCCGUGAUCUGAAGGCAGAGAAAAGCAAGAAGAAAAACUAUGACCUUUUUCUCUUCCAGGAGGUAAAAGAGUUGGCACGCAAGCAUCCCAAUCUGGUGGUGUUGCAAUUAGAUGUCGCUGAUCUUGAGAGCAUCCAGGCAGCUGUGAAAGAUGUGGAAAAGUGUGUUGGAGAUGGUGGGCUGACCAUCCUCAUCAACAAUGCUGGCACUUGGGCGUUUACUGACCUGACAACAGAAAAUGCCAAGGAUAUGAUGAGAAUUUAUUCCAUCAAUACCAUUGGCCCACUGCAAAUGAGUCAGGCCUUUCUGCCCCUGUUGAAGAAGGCAGCCCAGAGAAGUCCAAGGCAAGGGCUGAGCUGCAGCAAGGCCGCCAUUAUCAAUAUAUCCACUAUUGGAGGCUCAAUUGAACUUAUGGCUUAUUGGGAUAAAGGACAGGGAAUUUCAUAUCGCUGCAGUAAGGCUGCUUUAAACAUGCUCACCAAGUGCCAGUCUCUCGAGUAUCCAGCCCAUGGGAUUCUGACUGUCCCCAUCCAUCCUGGUGCAGUGAAAACCCGUGACAGCCCAGUUCCGGAAAUCCCCGUGGAAGAGAGCUCGAAAGGUAUCGUGACUGUGCUGUCCAUGCUUUCCGAAGAGGACAACGGGACCUUUCUGGAUUGGUUGGGUCGUCGAGCUCCCUGGUGAUCAUCUGUCCCACCCUAAUGCCAUCGGCACUUAAUACGCUGAGAGGCGAUGGGGCCUCCAAUAAACCACUGUCCGUCAUGAAA